This is a messenger RNA of Hyaena hyaena (striped hyena), 2668 nucleotides long. RefSeq names its product nocturnin (gene NOCT). Gene Ontology annotation, molecular function: poly(A)-specific ribonuclease activity. Lineage: Eukaryota; Metazoa; Chordata; Mammalia; Carnivora; Hyaenidae. Gene Ontology annotation, biological process: circadian rhythm. The record is from RefSeq and is a predicted model, not a curated record. The transcript has 3 exons. Bases 204 to 1499 code for a protein of 431 amino acids.
CCGUGCGGCUGCUGCCUGAGCUGCCGUCGCUUGCGCGUCUCCCUCUAGGGCUUGUCUGCUCAGCACUGCCCUCCGGCCUGGGCUGGGCGACUCAGAAGGUCCCCGAGCGUCUGCUCGUUUCGCCCGCCUCGGCCUCGGCCUCGGCCAGGCUCCGCUCGUCCCGCGCGCGAGGGGCCUCGGCGGUUGUGGCGGCGGCGCCCGGCAUGUAUCAGAGCCCGCGGCGGCUCUGCUCCGCCCUGCUGCAGAGGGACGCGUCCGGCCUGCGCCGCCUGCCCACCCCCGGGCUGCGCCGCCACUCGCCUCCGCCGGCGGCCGCCCCCCGGCCCGCGUCCCCCCGGCUCCUGGCGGCGGCCUCAGCGGCCUCGGGCGCCGCGAGGUCGUGUUCCCGAACAGUGUGCUCCAUGGGACACGGCACCAGCAGGCUCUAUAGUGCUCUCGCCAAGACCCUGAACAGCAGCGCCGCCUCCCAGCACCCAGAGUAUUUGGUGUCACCUGAUCCAGAACAUCUGGAGCCCAUCGAUCCUAAAGAACUCCUUGAGGAAUGCAGGGCUGUCCUGCACACUCGACCUCCCCGGUUCCAGAGGGAUUUUGUGGAUCUGAGGACAGAUCGCCCCAGCAGCCACCCGCCUAUCAGGGUCAUGCAGUGGAACAUCCUUGCCCAGGCUCUUGGAGAAGGAAAAGACAACUUUGUCCAAUGCCCCGUGGAAGCGCUCAAGUGGGAAGAAAGGAAGUGUCUCAUCCUAGAAGAAAUCCUCGCCUACCAGCCUGACAUACUGUGCCUCCAAGAGGUGGACCACUAUUUCGACACCUUCCAGCCGCUCCUCAGUAGACUGGGCUAUCAAGGCACGUUUUUCCCCAAGCCCUGGUCACCUUGUCUAGAUGUAGAACACAACAACGGACCAGAUGGCUGCGCCCUGUUUUUUCUCCAGAACCGAUUCAAGCUAGUCAAUAGUGCCAAUAUCAGGCUGACGGCCAUGACACUGAAGACCAAUCAGGUGGCCAUUGCACAGACUCUAGAGUGCAAGGAGUCCAGUCGACUGUUCUGUAUCGCCGUCACCCACUUGAAAGCACGCACUGGCUGGGAACGAUUUCGCUCAGCUCAAGGCUGCGACCUUCUCCAGAACCUCCAGAACAUCACUCAAGGAGCCAAGAUCCCCCUUAUUGUUUGUGGGGACUUCAACGCAGAGCCAACAGAGGAGGUCUACAAACACUUUGCUUCCUCCAGCCUCAACCUGAACAGUGCCUACAAGCUGCUGAGCGCUGACGGGCAGUCGGAGCCUCCGUACACGACCUGGAAGAUCCGGACCUCGGGGGAGUGCCGGCAUACGCUGGAUUAUAUCUGGUAUUCUAAACACGCUCUGAGUGUGAGGUCAGCCCUCGAUCUGCUCACUGAAGAACAGAUUGGACCCAACCGGCUACCAUCUUUUAAUUACCCUUCAGACCACCUGUCGCUAGUGUGUGACUUCAGCUUUAAUGAGGAACCCGAUGGACUUUUAUAAAUGCUUAUCUGUAUUUUUCAUCACAAGAGUCUUAACCAGGGACAUUUCAGGAAACUGAAAAUAGUUUAACAAGUUGCCUGAGGAAGGAUUCCCAAUUUCUUUUACAUCAUUUUCAUGUUUCCAGCAUGCCCUUGGGAACCUAGGAAUCCCAUUAGUCCACAAACCUUGUCCAUUAAAACCUACAGCAAAAAAAGGGUGUUUGCACUCCAGUUUUGGCUUGUAUUGUUUUCUUUCCCUUAGCGUUACAUUUUGGUCAUUUAAGGGCAUUUAAAUUAGACUUGUUUUGUAGCUUUUUCAGUUUAAGGAUGCUAUAUGAAAAUAGACUUGCUUGAGGCCUCCAUAAUUAAUACUAAGUAUACAGGAGCAAUUUCUCUAGAUAGCGUUUCAAGUUAUUUAUUUGUGGGUUUUUAAAAUGUCAACAAGAUAUGCAUGGCAAUAUUUAUUUUUUUAUAUCUUCACGUAAGAUUUAAGUAAAACUAUGAACAUUUUAAACCCAUGCAAAACCUAAGUUAUAGAGUAAUUUAUAGUGAUUUUCUUAAAUCUCUAAGAUAUUUUUACUUCAGGUCUAACAGUAGUAGUGUACAUAGGGACUGUGUAGCCUGAAGGCAUUUUUUUUUUUUUUUUGUUAUGUAAGUGGAAAUAUCCGGUUUCCUUGAUGCAUUCUGCAUCAGUAAUCCUUGCUCUGCCUCCAUGUCCCCAUUAUUGUGUUUCUUAAAGAGAUUCCAUGGCCGGUCAGUCUUCAUUCUUUAAUCACUGUUACGCAUUUAUAGUUUUCCGUUGGAAUGCUAUGGUAUAUACAUUUGAAGUCACCCAGGGUCUAUUUGUAUUGGACUGUGCUUUUCACUAUAGGUUAUUUAUGUGGCAGCAGCCAAGAAAGUAAGUGAGACCUGCUCUUCAGAGGUGGGAAACUAGAAAGCCUAUUAAUGAAGCUGUCAUUGAAAUGUCCUAAGAUAGCCAGGUGACUAGUUCAAAAUGUCUAGGAAGAAGAAUAUAAAAAGCUAGAAAGAUAACCUGGAAUUCUCUUCCAUAGGAAAUAAAAGUGGCAAAGAUAACUGGUGAAGCCCCCUCCAAACAAAAUUCCAACAAAUAACCUAUUGGUAAUAAACUGGUAACUAUUUUAACCCAUGAGUUGUAAAUAUUUAAGAAUAAUAAAUGGUCUUUUAAAGCUA